AUGGUACAAGAAACCAAAGCUCAAGCCAUAGCAAGCAAGGCCAAAGGAGGAAGAAAGGGCAAGGCAAUGCAACUGCAUGUUGCUGAUAACGAGGCCACCAAUGAGUCAGACACUGAGGCAAUUGAUGACAAUGCUGAUGAAGAAACUGACUCUGACUUGGACCACAACAAUGAUGGCAAGCAAUACAACUUUUGUACCCUAGUGAAGCUACUUGAGCCAGUUCCAAAACUCACAUCACACAACUACUAUAGUUGGAGCACCCAUAUCAAGUCCUUCCUACAAUGUGUCCCCCAUGCUAUGAAGCAUCUCGAUGGAGUGUAUGACAAGAAACAUCCCAAGUGGAACUGCACAUUUGAUGAUGCCUUAACAAAUGCACUAUGCAGUACCAUUGAUACCACUGGAGAGUUCAACAUAAAUUACUUGAUUCUUGACAUCAUCAGGGAACAUCAUACAUUCCAUAAUGUAUGGAAGAAGAUUGAAAAUGGACUCACCAAUGAGGCUACCACCAUAUCUCAUUGUAUUGCAUUGAUUGCUCAGCUAGGAGAACUCAGGAUGUACAACUCAGACAUACGAAAGCUCAUCCAAGAAAUAAGAACCAUCCAAAUGGAGAGCAGCUUACUGGGAAAGCCAUUUGCUGAUGACACCCUGUUUUCUAAUCUACAAAAGUGCACCAUCCAACACCCAAUGUACAAAGAAACUGUUGCUACUGUAAGCCAACUUAGUUUCAGUGCCCUCGCCACUGCCCUAUCCAUCCAGCAAUUGGUGAUCGAGAACAACCCCACUUCAAGGGUUGAUCCCCAUCAAGCUAGUGCCAGAGUCACUGGCAGCAACAAUCAGGAUGAGACACCUGGAGAGGAUGAGAAGGAUGAAAAGGAUGCCGACAGCACCAGUGCCAAGGUUGCUGCCAGACCCUGA
Messenger RNA from Ustilago hordei, 915 nucleotides. RefSeq lists its product as uncharacterized. Bases 1 to 915 code for a protein of 304 amino acids. The transcript has a single exon. Lineage: Eukaryota; Fungi; Basidiomycota; Ustilaginomycetes; Ustilaginales; Ustilaginaceae. The record is from RefSeq and is a predicted model, not a curated record.